Messenger RNA from Musca vetustissima, 1728 nucleotides. It is a transcript of the gene ArgRS-m, whose product is annotated as probable arginine--tRNA ligase, mitochondrial. Lineage: Eukaryota; Metazoa; Arthropoda; Insecta; Diptera; Muscidae. The transcript has 4 exons. Gene Ontology annotation, cellular component: mitochondrion. The record is from RefSeq and is a predicted model, not a curated record. Gene Ontology annotation, molecular function: arginine-tRNA ligase activity; ATP binding. Gene Ontology annotation, biological process: arginyl-tRNA aminoacylation; mitochondrial translation. The coding region runs from base 1 to 1728 and encodes 575 amino acids.
AUGUCAUGUCUAAUACGUAAGACAAUAAGCGAAAAGAUAACCCAAGUUGUAAAAAACAACAAUGUGUACUAUGAGCUGGAGGCACCUUUGAAACGCAGCAACGGCAAGCCGGUAUUGCAAUGGACUGUUAAAGAAGGCAGCAACCAACAACAACACACAACGGAUGAGGAUAAUUCAAAACUUGUAAAGGCUGUGGCAUCUUUAAAUUAUGACAAUGAUUUGGUGCAAGAAAUACGAACCAUACCGGGUAAUGGUAAAUUGCCCAGCAGAGUGGAAUUCCACAUACAUGAAGAACCCUAUGUGAAAUCGUUACUAAACCCAUCAUCUGAAAUUGAAAUCCCCAGGAAAAGAAACUCUCAUAUGGUUUUUGAAUAUAGUUCACCGAACAUCGCCAAACCAUUCCAUGUCGGUCAUCUGCGUUCCACCAUCAUUGGUAAUGUCCUGGCGAAUUUACACCAAAAUUUAGGUUAUCAAGUUACAAAAAUGAACUACCUUGGCGAUUGGGGUACACAAUUUGGUUUGCUACAAGUCGGCGUGGAGUUACUACAAGCAACAGAUGAGCAGAUACAAAAUGCGCCCAUUGAAACACUAUAUAAAGCCUAUGUUAGAGCCAACAAGGAGGCCAUUGUGGAUGCCACAAUUGCCGAUAAGGCCAGAGAAUAUUUUCACCAACUCGAAUCCGGCAAUCAAUCGCCCGAUGUAAUACGACAAUGGCAAAAAUAUCGAGAAUAUACAAUCCAGGAAUUACAAACUGUCUAUCAACGAUUGGGUGUCACAUUUGACAUAUACGAUUGGGAAUCGAUGUAUUCUCAACAGCACAUCACCGAUGUUCUACAGGCAUUGGAUGCAAGAAAUCUUCUAUUACCCGAAAAAGAUGGUCGCAAGGUAGUUGAAGUUGAUAAGAGACGUGUACCGAUAAUAAAAAGUGAUGGUUCCACAUUGUAUUUAACCCGAGAUAUUGCUGCGUUAUUGGAUAGGUGGCAAAGAUUUAAUUUCGAACAAAUUUUCUAUAUUGUCGAAAAUGGUCAAACGGAUCAUUUUAAGGCCCUCUUUCAAACAACAUCAAGGUUGAAGGAAGAUUUGGAUAUUUCUAAGUUGAAACAUGUUAAGUUUGGUCGUAUCCACGGCAUGAGUACUCGCAAAGGUCAGGCGGUGUUUCUGAAAGAUCUUCUUGAUGAGGCCAGAGAUCGCAUGCUGGAAAAACAGGCUCAAAGUCCGACCACCAAAGUCGAUGUGGAUUCCAAUGAAGUUGCCGACAUUUUGGGUGUAUCAGCUGUCAUCAUCAACGAUUUGAAACAGAGACGUCAACGUGACUAUGAAUUCAACUGGGAUAAGGCAUUACAAAUGAAUGGUGAUACAGGAGUGAAAUUACAAUAUACCCAUUGUCGUUUAUAUAGCCUAAUGGAACAAAAUCAAAAUAUCAAUUUAGAUAAUAUUGAAAUUACAUACAAUCACCUACAAGACCCCGAAGCCUUAGAUCUUCUCAAUGAAAUUUCCAAAUAUCCACAAAUAUUGUGGCAGGCCAAGGAGCAAUUGGAGGCGUGUAUAUUAGUUAAUUAUUUGUUUGGCUUAUGUAACUCCACAAGUCGUGCCUUAAAGAAAUUACCCAUAAAAUCCGAAACAGAUGUACGAAAACAACAACACAGAUUGUUGUUAUUUAACACGGCCAAAGAUAUUUUAAAACAAGGCAUGAUGAUUUUGGGUUUGAAACCCUUAAAUCAAAUGUAA